Trypanosoma cruzi is the source of this 285-nucleotide messenger RNA. RefSeq lists its product as uncharacterized. Gene Ontology annotation, biological process: mitochondrial respiratory chain complex IV assembly. Lineage: Eukaryota; Euglenozoa; Kinetoplastea; Trypanosomatida; Trypanosomatidae. Gene Ontology annotation, cellular component: mitochondrion. The transcript has a single exon. The record is from RefSeq and is a predicted model, not a curated record. Bases 1 to 285 code for a protein of 94 amino acids.
AUGAAUUCUUAUGCGCGUUUCUUCUGUGGAGACCAAUCAGGCCUGUCGUGGAUUGGAUGGAAUCGUCUCCGCGAUAAGCAGUUGUUUUUCGGUAGCCUCUUUUUCGCCACCUCCAUUUACGCUGCGGUGCACUAUUCGGAAGAAAAGGAACGGCGGCGGCGGCACGUGUCCAUUGAGAAUGACAUUGAGCGUGAGCGGUGGCGGGCGAAGGAAUUAGGUCUUGAAGAGCCUCGUGAUGACGGCUUUGCGGACGCAUACAUGAAAAAGUUGCGUGGCAGGCAAUGA